This is a messenger RNA of Neoarius graeffei (lesser salmon catfish), 917 nucleotides long. RefSeq names its product glutathione peroxidase 4b (gene gpx4b). Gene Ontology annotation, molecular function: glutathione peroxidase activity. Lineage: Eukaryota; Metazoa; Chordata; Actinopteri; Siluriformes; Ariidae. Gene Ontology annotation, biological process: response to oxidative stress. The record is from RefSeq and is a predicted model, not a curated record. The transcript has 7 exons.
GUGGGCGUGGUUACAGCACACAUUUUGAGCACAAUGUGGUUGCUGCACAGGGUGCUGCUGUUUGCUGCACUCGGGACGCGAGGUCUGAGCAGAACCAUGUGUGCGGAGGCAAGUGACUGGAAAAGCGCCAAGAGUAUUUACGAAUUCUCUGCCAGAGACAUAGACGGGAACGAGGUGUCUCUGGAGAAGUACAGAGGCUUUGUAUGCAUCAUCACGAACAUAGCCUCUAAAUGAGGCAAGACUCCAGUAAACUACACUCAGCUUGCUGCCAUGCACACCAAGUACGCUGAGCAGGGUUUACGCAUCUUGGGCUUCCCAUGUAACCAGUUUGGAAAGCAGGAGCCUGGUACCGAAGCAGAUAUUAAGGAGUUUGCGAAAGGUUACGAUGCAGAAUUUGACCUCUUCAGUAAGAUAGAUGUGAACGGAGACAACGCUCAUCCUCUCUGGAAGUGGAUGAAAGAUCAGCCAAAUGGAAAAGGCACUCUGGGAAACAACAUCAAGUGGAAUUUUACCAAGUUCCUCAUUAACAGAGAGGGGCAGGUUGUGAAGAGAUAUGGACCAAUGGAUGACCCAGUUGUUGUUGAAAAGGAUCUGCCUAAAUACUUGUAACCUGUCUGGAUAAUCUCCGUCUUCAUCUCCACUCACUGACUGCCUGCGCUCUGUAGCCCGCUGGGUAUUUCCAGGUCUUUUCCCAAACUAAUGACGGCCUUUCUGUAAACCUGCUUGCGGGUAGGACUGGCCUGAUGACCCCCUCCCCGGUGUGCAAAACCUCUCCCGGGAAGCCUGUAUAUACCCAGCUGUUCCUGCAGAGCGAAGACUCGCUUAAUCCAACCUUGCAAUGACAUUCACCACGUAUUGACGUAACAAUAAUAGUGUUAAUCAUUAGAAGGAUGAUGAGUAAUAAAACAUAAAUUUGC